Messenger RNA from Stylonychia lemnae, 1062 nucleotides. Lineage: Eukaryota; Ciliophora; Spirotrichea; Sporadotrichida; Oxytrichidae. The record is from the annotation of a GenBank genome assembly.
AUGGAUUUAAAGUCAAAUCUUAAGGAGCCUUUACUCUAACCAUAAAAUAAUGUAAAUAUCACGCAUGAAUAAUAGAAGAAAACCUAAAUGCUGCAACCUCAGAAAACUAUUCUGGUCAAACUUACCUUGAUAACAGUAUUCUUGUCUGGAAUCUAGAAUUUCAUUUAUGCACUUAUUGAAAACUAAGAUGUGGCUGUAGCUUGUUUAUCAUUUACUGGGUUUUUAUUUGUGGUUCUGGUGAUUAGGAUUUAUGAAUUAAUCUUGAAGCCUGAGGUUAAUGUGAGAGUUAUAGCAAAUUAAUUCUUUGGUAGAAUGAGUAGCUCUGCAUUGCUUUUGCAUAACUUAUUUCGUUCAGCCACAUUCUUUUUGCUUAUUUGGCUUUUACUUAUAGUCGCUGAUUAUUGUAUUAAAUCAGGCUUGAAUAUUGGAGUGACAUUAGCUAUUUUAUCUCUAGCGACUAUAUUUAGUACUAUUCAUGGAAGAAUAUUCUACAAUGAAAAGCUGACUCUAAGAAAACUUAUAGGAAUCAUAAUGAUCAUACUGGGAAUAUGCGGCAUUUCAUUAUAUAAGGAGAACUUAUAACAAUAAUAAGGAGCGUCGAGUCUUUAAUUAAUUAGUGAUGAGGAUUAACUUUAUUAUAAAAUCAUGGCUAUUAUAUACACAGUAGUUUGUGCACUUUUAUACUACAUUAGAGGAGUUUAGGCUAAAAAUUUGGGCAUAAAAGGCUAUUCAGCUUUUGACUUUUCUCUUGAUAGUGGACUAAUUUCUGGAAUUGUUUGUAUGUUCUUCAGUCUCUACUAUUUUGCUAUUGACCACCCUUUUUACACUCUAAAGAAUAUACUACUAAGUUUUGCACUGAGUGUGCUUAUAAUGGUUAAUUCACUCACUGGAUUAACGGCAAUGGUUAAAGGACCUAUGGGUUUAACUUAAGGAAUUAUCUAGAGUAAUGUAGCUUUUACUACUGUGCUUGGAGCUCUUUUCCUCGGAUAAAUACCUUCCUAUAUUCAAAUCGCUGCUCUUGCUUUGAUUAUCUCAGGUGUCAUAACUACUUUGAAAAAUUGA